UGCAGCGCGCAGCCUCGCCGGUUUGCCUAAUCUUCCACCACUUCUACUGAAUCGUAGAAACAUCGAGUGAUCGGAUCUCACGACACAUCGAACCCCUGUCGAUCUUCGAAAUUGCUAAGAAUAUUUUAGCAAAUUUUAAGCAAAUCGAGCAAUUCUUUGUCCUCCACAAAUUAAUAACGAAAGGAGAAAUGAUUCGAAACUGGUCUCUAUCAGCUGGAAAUCACGAAAGUUACUCGAAUCGCGAGAAGAAAGUUUGAUAGCGAGUCGGUCGAAAUAACAGAAACAAGAUACCAGGCGUUGUAUCUAAUCUCGACUAAGAAGAAACGUCCGUCAGAGUGCAACGAGAGUAAAUAUUACAGAACUGGGGGGAACUUUCGGUGUAUCGAUGAUGGUCGACUAUUAAUACUGCCCAGUUGUUAGCUGUAACACGCAGCAUCGUGUCUGUUCGAUAAAUAAACGGUGUUUUCCAUUUGAUCGGCUUGCCUGUUCGCCAAUUCGACCAAUCAACGAUACGAUUCUGUGUCUGUGUUGUGCGCUCUUCUUUUUCUUUCCUUCUUCUCAAUAUUAUAUUCGGUGAUCUUGAAAAAACACGGCCUUCGUGCGUUAAACGAAAGGCAUUCGACAAAAGGAUGGGCCUGUUCCUGUUGUUUCUCGCGUUGAACGUUUUGUUCGCGACUGCAUACAAGAACGAAUAUUGCCAGAGACGAACGGACGAUCAAGUUAUCUGGGAGUACGAUGUGAGGAGAUCGUAUAGGAUCGGUGCAUAUCAAGAAGUCGAGGCAGAGUACGGGCCCACGAGUGCAACGAUCACGUGCAUAGGAGUCGAUUCGUUAUCUGACGAGAACAACGGAGCCAUGUGGGUUACUUCCGGCGGUAUAGGAUAUAAUUUUAUCAAGAUUAAGUUCAGGUCGAAAUACUCCAGAGGACUUCAUUACCGAGUCUACGUUUAUGGGAAACCACAUUUGAAAAUAUGAUCUUUAAUUUAUACGCAUCUUUGUAAUUAUCAUUAUUUAUGAUUUACAUAUAUUUGAAAAUUUAUCUUGAAAUUAUUGUCUCGCAUCCUUUAGAAAAAAGAAAAAAUAAUGAAAUUGCACUUUUGAAAUUA
Osmia bicornis bicornis is the source of this 1105-nucleotide messenger RNA. RefSeq lists its product as uncharacterized. Bases 630 to 974 code for a protein of 114 amino acids. The record is from RefSeq and is a predicted model, not a curated record. NCBI's taxonomy places the organism in Eukaryota, Metazoa, Arthropoda, Insecta, Hymenoptera, Megachilidae. The transcript has 2 exons.